AAUUCAUGCAAUAUCUCCACAUACACAUAUCCUUUAUAUUUUCGAGCAACAGAGAUACUUUUAGGAGAACCCUUAAAAAAGAAAAAAAAACUUGAUCCUGCAGUAAUUAAAGCUAAAGAAGAAAGAAAGAAAAGGAAGCUACAAAAAAGAAUUCGCAUGUUAGAAAAACAUACAAAUCAUAUGAAACCAAUUUUUGAAAUCGAUACAUUGGCCGAACAAUUGCAAAAUGACAAAAGACCUUGUCAUUUGACAUCAUUAUCAGAGGAAGAAAUAGAAAGGAGAAGAUUAUUAGAAAGAGAAUGGAUUAAAUAUAAGCAAGAUCAAUGGUUAAAAGAUUUACAUGUUAUAAAAUCUAUGCUGACCUCACAGAAAACAGCGUUGGAAGAAUUAAAAGCUGUCUCAAAACAGCUUUAUAAAAAAGCAGUCGAAUUUGAUGAUUUAUAUUUACCGUACGAUGUAAUUGGACCAGUACAUACUCCACCAAUAAAAAAUUACGAUAGUCCCGAUGGUGAAUAUAUAGAAACUACCAUUAAAUAUGUAGGAGAAUAAGUAUGUACAAAGCAAUGGAACGGAUCAAUAAAAGAAUUAAUUUAAAUAAAGGAUCAUAGGAGUGAAAAAAAGA
Molecule: messenger RNA, 622 nt
Organism: Apis dorsata (giant honeybee)
Lineage: Eukaryota; Metazoa; Arthropoda; Insecta; Hymenoptera; Apidae
Gene: mRpL40
Product: 39S ribosomal protein L40, mitochondrial
Exons: 4
Cellular component (GO): mitochondrial ribosome; mitochondrial large ribosomal subunit
Source: RefSeq, a predicted model, not a curated record